Brassica oleracea var. oleracea is the source of this 396-nucleotide messenger RNA. RefSeq lists its product as uncharacterized. NCBI's taxonomy places the organism in Eukaryota, Viridiplantae, Streptophyta, Magnoliopsida, Brassicales, Brassicaceae. The record is from RefSeq and is a predicted model, not a curated record. Bases 132 to 389 code for a protein of 85 amino acids. The transcript is spliced from 2 exons.
UUUGUUGCUUCCAGAAUCACUUUGUAGUUAAAAAGAAUCUCUUGCACAUGAAAGCAAGUGAGAUACACACAUCUCGUUGCGUAGCUAGCUUGCAACAUCUCUCUGUUUAAACGCAGUGUUUUAACGUCCCGAUGCAAGAGGCUGACACAUCGCGACCACGGCCGUCGAAGUCUCUGAUGAAUCGAAUGAAGACGAGCUGUUUAUCCAUGGCAGUGACGUUUAAGGAGGGGCUUAGCUACGUCAAAGCCUUUUUUGUCGGCCAGACAAAGAGGUUGACGGCCAAGAACGAGAAAGAAGCAACGGAUGCUCAUCUAACAGAGACAAAAAUGCAAGUUGACGCAACCGAUGAAGCAGAGAACGCCAAGAAAAGGCUUCAUCAAUCUUCUUAAUGUUUUU